Molecule: messenger RNA, 630 nt
Organism: Drosophila navojoa
Lineage: Eukaryota; Metazoa; Arthropoda; Insecta; Diptera; Drosophilidae
Product: calmodulin-like protein 4
Cellular component (GO): myosin II complex
Molecular function (GO): calcium ion binding
Source: RefSeq, a predicted model, not a curated record
CUCUAAACUUUGUCCACAACCUGUUUAAGUUUUCUUUAGUUUAUUUACUAUUUAUUUUUUCGUUUAAACUGCUAAAACUAACAAUAAUAUAAAUGGCUCGUUACUUUAAAGAACAGGACAUCGAUGAAUUCCGUGAGUGCUUUUAUCUAUUUGCUCGCUCGGGCCAAAUUAACAACUUAGACGAGUUAACGGUUAUUAUGCGCUCUUUGGGUUUGUCGCCCACAAUUCAAGAAUUGGUGUCGUAUCUAAAGCAAAAGAAUGGUAAAAUGAGCUUCGCUGACUUCCUGGAUAUCAUGCACCAGCACUCCUCAGUGGAGAAUCUUCCAGGCGAAGUGAUUGCCGCAUUCAAAGCAGCUGAUCCACAAAACAAGGGCACCAUAUCGGCAAGACAGCUACGCAAUUUGCUGCAAAACUGGGGAGAAGGUCUGUCCGUGCGUGAGGUGGAUAAUAUCUUCAGGGAAGCUAAUGUUAAUAAUCAUAGCACCGUACGCUAUGCUGACUUUGUGAAAAUAGCAUGUGCACCAGUGCCGGACUAUUAUUAGCCCAAGAAACACCCAUACUUCACAUUCCAGCAAUUAUUUAAAACAUGCAUGCAAAGUGCAAUAAAGUUCACAAUCAGUUUUAUGGAAA